AGGUGCUGAGGACAGCAGCAACACUUCUGUUAGCUUUGAUGGCAUCUCCAGUUAGCAGCAGCUUUGUUUAAUUUUGCCAGUAUUAAUGACUUGCUCAGUCGAUUUAAUUUCUCAAUUAUCUGUGUUGUGGAUUACCAGUUGGUGACAGGGAUGCAAUAAAACAGAUUUUUUAUUUCAUUUUAUAAUGAACAAAGGCUUGUGACCAUAAGAAAAAAGACAAUGGACAUGAACAUGAGGAAAUUUACAGUGAGGAGGUUCUUCUCAGUCUAUCUGCGCAAGAAGUCCUGCUCGAAGAGCUCCAGUCUAAGUAAAUUAGAGGAUGAAGAUAUUGUGAAAGAAAUAGAUAUUAGCCACCAUGUCAAAGAAGGCUUUGAAAAAGCAGACCCCUCGCAAUUUGAGCUUCUCAAAGUAUUAGGCCAAGGUUCUUAUGGAAAGGUGUUCUUGGUGAGAAAAAUUAAAGGAACUGAUGCCGGGCAACUCUAUGCCAUGAAAGCACUGAAGAAAGCAACACUGAAAGUUCGGGACCGCGUGAGGUCUAAAAUGGAGCGGGAUAUUUUGGCUGAAGUGAAUCAUCCAUUCAUAGUAAAACUUCACUAUGCAUUUCAGACUGAAGGAAAACUAUAUCUAAUUUUAGAUUUCCUCAGAGGUGGAGAUCUGUUUACUCGGCUCUCCAAAGAGGUAAUGUUCACAGAAGAAGAUGUCAAGUUCUAUUUAGCUGAGCUGGCCUUGGCUUUAGACCACCUCCACAGUCUUGGAAUUAUAUACAGGGAUCUCAAGCCAGAAAACAUCCUUUUAGAUGAAGAGGGCCACAUCAAGAUAACAGACUUCGGUCUCAGCAAGGAGGCAAUAGACCAUGACAAGAGAGCCUACUCUUUCUGUGGGACGAUAGAAUACAUGGCCCCAGAGGUUGUCAACAGAAGAGGACACACUCAAAGUGCAGACUGGUGGUCAUUUGGCGUUCUAAUGUUUGAGAUGCUGACAGGGUCACUGCCUUUCCAAGGCAAGGACAGAAAGGAAACAAUGGCACUAAUACUGAAAGCAAAGCUUGGAAUGCCACAGUUUUUAAGCCCAGAAGUUCAAAGUUUGCUGCGUGCACUUUUUAAGAGAAAUCCUACCAACAGAUUAGGUGCUGGUCCUGAUGGAGUAGAGGAGAUUAAGAGGCACUCUUUCUUUGCACCAAUAGACUGGAAUAAAUUAUAUAGGAUAGAAAUCAAGCCCCCAUUUAAACCAGCUGUUGGCAGACCUGAAGACACUUUUUACUUUGAUCCAGAAUUCACAUCACGAACACCAACUGACUCCCCUGGCGCCCCACCCGGUGUCAAUGAUCACCAGCUUUUCAGAGGAUUCAGUUUUGUUGCUACAAACCUUGGACAAGAACAAACGCAGAGGGAUAGCCACCAGAGUGCCGUGCCCCCCAUUGUACAGCGACUGCACGGGAACAAUAUUAAUUUCAGAGAUGGCUAUGAAAUCAAGGAAGAUGUUGGCAUUGGAGCCUAUUCGGUGUGUAAACGAUGUGUUCACAAAUCUACUGGAGUGGAAUAUGCUGUCAAGAUAAUCGAUAGAAGUAAGAGAGACCCAUCAGAAGAGAUCGAGAUCCUCUUACGAUAUGGACAGCACCCAAACAUCAUUACUUUGAAAGAUGUUUAUGAUGAUGGAAAGUAUGUGUACUUGGUAAUGGAGCUAAUGAGAGGAGGAGAACUGUUGGACAGGAUCCUACGACAUAAAUGCUUCUCCGAAAGAGAAGCCAGUGCAGUGCUCUGCACCAUCACGAAAACUGUGGAGUAUCUUCACUCACAAGGGGUUGUUCAUCGAGACUUGAAGCCCAGCAACAUACUGUACGUGGACGAGACUGGAGAUCCAGAAUCUAUAAGAAUAUGUGACUUUGGAUUUGCCAAACAAUUACGAGCUGAAAAUGGGCUAUUAAUGACGCCUUGUUAUACAGCAAACUUUGUGGCCCCAGAGGUGUUGAAGAGACAAGGAUAUGAUGCAGCCUGUGACAUUUGGAGUCUUGGUAUUUUGCUGUACACCAUGCUGGCAGGGUUCACACCAUUUGCCAAUGGACCUGAAGACACCCCUGAAGAAAUUUUGUCACGUAUCGGAAGUGGAAUGUUUGCUCUUUCUGGAGGAAACUGGGAUACUAUCUCUGAUGCAGCAAAGGAUAUUGUAUCCAAAAUGCUACAUGUAGAUCCCCACCAGCGGCUAAGUGCACCACAAGUACUUCAUCACCCUUGGAUAGUGAGCAGAGAAUAUCUACCUCAGAGUCAACUCAUCAGACAAGAUGUGCAGUUAGUCAAGGGAGCAAUGGCAGCCACAUACUUUGCUUUGAGCCGUUCAACCCAGGCCCCCAAACUGGAACCAGUUCUUUCUUCCAGUCUGGCUCAACGGAGAGGAAUGAAGAGGCUCACAUCCACCCGAUUAUAGCAGAUCCUUGUGACAGACAUAGAAGUGCCCUAACUCUGAAUCUUAUUCUUAAAAAUAUCUUUAGUACCCGACUUCAUAGAAGCCAAUGUGGGUGACAGUGUACCUUAUUUCAUUUGUGGAUGCCUGGCUGGUAAUGUGUGCAUCGUGCCAACCUUCAAAAUUGUUUUACGAGGAAACAAGAAAAAAAUGACUUAUGAAAAAACUGGAUGCAUUAAUCUUAGUGUAACUUUGUCAAAGCAGCAAUGUCGUCAGCUUGUUCGGUCAUAUACUGUAGCUGGUUAUAAUACAACUAGAGAUCAAAAUAAGCUGUGCUAGAAGGAUGGCAAAUGCCUCAUGUACACUCACCUAGCUUAACACUCAUAAGCUAUAAAGCCCAUUGUCAACUGAGAGCAAAACUCCUGUCCUGUAUUGUUCUUACAUGAAACAAAUCCCUUGAACAAAAUGGCCUAAAGGUAGAAGAAAUAACUUUAAAAUUGUAAGAUUAUAUUUUGUGUAGCAUUCCCCUGCUAGAGGUACUAUAAAAGUAGUGUUUGCACCCAAGACAGAUAAGCACACGUUAAAGUUGCCUUUUUUUUUUUUAAAGAAGAAAGAUACAAAAGGCUUUUCAAAUUUCUCACCUAUUUGCCAGCAUAUCUUUCUGUUUUUUUUUUGUUUUGCAAUUUUUAAACACCCUAUAAUGACAUGAAUAGGAGCUCCCAUCAAAUCUUAAUGGAAAGUCAGCGGUACAUUCCUAAGAUGUGUUGCUUAUUGUUAGUUUUAUACCAUUAACUUUUUUUAUUUCUCUUCCAAAAUAAGACCCAGAAUAUUAUAGGAAUCAUAUCACGCUCAUUUUUAAGGUUCCCCCAAACCAAUCACCCUUUGCAGUGCUAAUGCAUGUUACAUAAAUUAAUUAAUAAUGUACCUUUACACACUUAGGUAAACAUAUUUCUACCAAUUAAAGAUUAAGUACAAAUAAUACUUAAAAAUAAUCUAUUACCUUUACUGAACAUCAGCAUGGCCGCCAAGAGUAAAAUGAUGCAGUACAAGAGGUGUGAAAUGAAUAUUUCAGGAUUACAGUCCUUGGGCAUCUGCACUAAUUGCUUUUUCCUUAUGUUUACAUAAUCAAUAACUAACUAAAAACACUGAAGCACCCUAAUGGCUGGUGACAAAUGUUUACUUAUCUGGAUUAAAGCCUGGAACUCACUGUGUUGUUUUCAGAUCUCUACAACAUACAGUGUGUACUUUUGUGUCAAACUAAAACAGUUUCUUUCCAAAUUUGUUUUACACAGCUAAGUGUUUUUUUUUUUUUUUCUGUUGCUCCAGAACUCAGCUUCCACCAUUUAUUUCCAUUUCAACAGUAAACCAAUCAAUUUUGAAUGUUUUCUUUUGUACAAUACGUAGUUUCAUUACAGGCCACAUCUACUGCUAUCUUAUCUAUAAAAUCAAUAGUCGUAGCCUAAGAAAAUACUUAUGUUGUAAAGACAAAGUGCAUUCUUAAAACACA
This is a messenger RNA of Polyodon spathula (Mississippi paddlefish), 3904 nucleotides long. Its product is annotated as ribosomal protein S6 kinase alpha-2-like. The transcript is spliced from 21 exons. Lineage: Eukaryota; Metazoa; Chordata; Actinopteri; Acipenseriformes; Polyodontidae. The coding region runs from base 220 to 2421 and encodes 733 amino acids. Gene Ontology annotation, biological process: intracellular signal transduction; protein phosphorylation. Gene Ontology annotation, molecular function: magnesium ion binding; ATP binding; ribosomal protein S6 kinase activity. The record is from RefSeq and is a predicted model, not a curated record.